Molecule: messenger RNA, 1704 nt
Organism: Neoarius graeffei (lesser salmon catfish)
Lineage: Eukaryota; Metazoa; Chordata; Actinopteri; Siluriformes; Ariidae
Gene: sumf2
Product: sulfatase modifying factor 2
Exons: 9
Coding region: 180-1103 (307 amino acids)
Cellular component (GO): endoplasmic reticulum
Source: RefSeq, a predicted model, not a curated record
UGCACUGAAUCAGAGAGCUGAAUCUGUUCAUGGACUGGCACUGAAGUUUACGUGAAUGAAUUAUUGCAUAAAAAAUCUUUAAUGUAAAAUGAAAAUGCAUGUAAUUCGUUUAUUUUAAGCUCUUUUUAAAGUUUUUUUUUCACGGGAUUAUUCUGAUUUUUUUAAACAGCUUUGUACAAAUGGCUGUUAGAUUUGUAAACACUAUGUUCUUUACAUUCAUAUUUUUAUGGAGUAACAUUAUGUUCUGUGUAACAGCUGAAGAGAGUAUGGUGUUGAUUCCUGGUGGGAGCAUGAAAAUAGGAACAAACGCUGCUGAUGGGCGAGACGGCGAAUCUCCCGUCAGAGAUGUGAAAGUGGAGACGUUUAAGAUGGACAAAUAUCCUGUCACUAACUCCGAUUUUAGGGAAUUUGUCAGAUUGCAAAAAUAUCAAACAGAGGCUCAAAGAUUUGGUUGGAGUUUUGUGUUCCAGGAUUUUGUGUCUGAGGAGCUGAAAAGCAAAAUCACUCAGAGAAUUGAGUCCGCACCCUGGUGGUUGCCAGUUGAGAAAGCAUUUUGGAGACAGCCGAGUGGACCAGCUUCUACCAUCAAAGACCGGCUCGACUCUCCAGUGGUGCAGGUGAGCUGGAAUGACGCUCAGGCUUACUGUAAGUGGAAGAAGAAGAGGCUGCCCAGUGAAGAGGAGUGGGAAAUAGCUGCACGUGGAGGGCUGGAUGCAAGGACGUACCCAUGGGGCAACAAGUUCCUCCAAAAUCGUGCCAAUUUGUGGCAGGGGUCUUUCCCUGACGGGGACACAGCUGAAGAUGGCUAUCAUGGCAUAGCUCCUGUAACUGCGUUUCCUCCACAAAAUAAUUAUGGACUGUAUGAUAUGUUGGGUAAUGUUUGGGAGUGGACGUCUACCCGUUUUACUUCGCCUCAGAUCAUGUAUGUCCUGCGUGGAGCGUCAUGGAUUGACACAGCUGAUGGAUCAGCCAAUCACAGGGCACGUGUCACCACCCGAAUGGGAAACACGCCAGAUUCAGCGUCGGACAAUUUGGGUUUUCGCUGUGCUUCAGACAUCAAGAUCAAAAAACAGAGCAAGAGCAAAGGAAAAACUGAGUUGUGAGGACCAAACGGGUAAAGCAAUGUUUGUCAGCAGUCAAACACCUUAGUAAUGCGUCUCUGCUGUGGAGACCAGAACCAGACAAUCAUCUUCUUCUUCUUCCGGCUGCUCCCAUUAGGGUUGCCAUAUUGUAAUAAUGUUCUGCAUAUUUGAUUUGGCAUAGGUUUUACACCGGAUGCCCUUCCUGAUGCAACCCUCCCCAGUUUAUACAGACUUGGGACCAGCACUAAGUAUACACUGGCUGGGUAUUUUUACCUAACCUGCAUGUCUUUGGACUGUGGGGGAAACCAGAGCACCUGGAGGAAACCCACACGGACACGGGGAGAACAUGCAAACUCCACACAGAAAGGCCCCCGUCGACUGCUGGGCUCGAACCCAGAACCUUCUUGCUGUGAGGCGACAGUGCUAACCACUACACCACCGUGCCGCCGACACCAUUACAGCAUAAUGGCGGUAAAUAAAGAUAAAAAUAAAAUCCGACUGAGUACCUUUGAUAUGCAUACGAUAAUGAAGAUUUAUGAAUAUGCAAAUUAGAUUUUUUAAAAAAUACAGAACCAGACAAUGAUUAUGGAAACUCAUUCCACUUAACACUGUCAAAAUAAAA